AGGACAUGGAGCCUUUUGCCACUCUCUCUCUCUCCCCCUCGUCGUCGCUACCGCGCACCGAGUCACCGCCACCGCUUGCUGCCGCUGCCGUCCGUCCUCCUCCUCCUCCUCUCUCGGCGGCGCUCGCUCAUCGAGUCCCGUGUCGAGCUUAGUGCGAAGGGACCAAGGCAACGGACAUCUCGUCGCCGAUGGAGUUACCGAUUCCCGGGGGCCGUGAUCAGGAGCCACAUCAAAUGCACAAUCUUUUUUCAGAGCCAAACGAUCGUGACCGCCGUGGUCAGAAUCCCCAGGUUCCUGCUGCCGUAGUAGAGGAUAGGUCCUGGGAGAAUAUCAGGGAAAACAGGGAGUUUGGUGGCCGAUCUGGCUCCACGCAGCAGCAACUGAACCAAUUUAAUCACUUGGAGGAACUCAGCUCCCAGUUUGCUGGAGCACAGAUCCCUUCUAAUCAGGGAGAACCAGUUGCUGCUCUUGUUAAGGCCGAAGUGCCUUGGUCAGCUAGAAGGGGUAAUCUGUCGGAAAAAGACCGUGUGCUGAGGACUGUAAAUGGAAUUCUGAACAAGCUGACUCCCACGAAGUUUGAUGUGCUCGAGGGUCAGCUCAUUGGCUCUGGAAUAGCCACAGCGGAUGUUUUGGAGGGAAUAGUACAGCUUAUAUAUGAAAAAGCAGUGCUGGAGCCCACAUUUUGCCCCUUGUAUGCUCGUCUGUGCUCUGAUCUCCAUAUAAAGCUGCCCCAAUUUACGUAUAUCUCUUUCAGGCAAGUACUUCUAAACAAAUGCCAGGAGGCAUUUGAAGGUGCUGAUCUAAGGGAAGAGGCAAGACAACUGACUGCCCCUGAGCAAGAGCUUGAGCAAAGAGAAAAGGAGAGGAUGGUCAAACUUCGAACGUUGGGAAACAUCAGAUUCAUUGGGGAGCUUCUGAAGCAGAGGAUGGUCCCUGAAAAGAUCGUGCACCACAUCAUUCAGGAGCUUCUAGGACCUGAUAAUAAGACAUGUCCUGCCGAGGACAAUGUUGAGGCUAUUUGCCAGUUUUUAAACACCAUUGGAAAGCAGCUUGACGAGGGCCCAAAAUCACGGCGUAUAAAUGAUUUAUAUUUCAACCGGUUGAAAGAAUUGACAACCAACGCUCAGCUGGCUCCAUGGUUGAGGUUCAUGGUUGAAGAUGUUCUUGAUUUGCGUGCGAAUAACUGGAUUCCUAGGCAGGAAGAGGUAGCAAAUACUAUUUGAUGAAAUCCAUUCGGAAGCGGAAAAACUGGGAAUGAUGGCGGGAGGCUCUCUGGUCCGGCAAGUUCUAUGGUCCUGUAAGUGUUUCUAAGGGACUGAUCCUGCAUUCAACUUGCACAGUUGGAUAAAAGGAGAAAAGGCGGUGGCAGUCGGACUAGUUUGCAAAAGGGAAAUCGGUUAUCUAUAAAAUUGGUGUUGUAUAGUAACAUUACAUAUGGAUGUUUAAGGAAUGUUACCGGCAAGGUGACCAAACUUGUGUGUGAUUGACGAAACUGCGACGAGCAAGAAAAACUAUCAAUUCAUAGGUUGAACAAAUAUACUAAAUCUGGAGGAUAGCAUUUUACAUCA
Molecule: messenger RNA, 1568 nt
Organism: Eucalyptus grandis
Lineage: Eukaryota; Viridiplantae; Streptophyta; Magnoliopsida; Myrtales; Myrtaceae
Product: eukaryotic translation initiation factor
Cellular component (GO): eukaryotic translation initiation factor 4F complex
Molecular function (GO): mRNA binding; protein binding; translation initiation factor activity
Source: RefSeq, a predicted model, not a curated record